AAACCAGGUGUCAGCAUUUACAACAGUGAAGAUAAUGUUUCAAAUCCCUCUUAGCUGAAGAUGUUGUCUUCAGUAUUCGCGUCUUUUCUCCUGGUAAUCUGGUUUAAGAGGAACUGGAAAGUGACCGUUACUAUGCUGUCUCACCACUUGAUAGUAAUGCAAUUUGGGUGAAAUUGUUUAUGGUCUUUUAAACCACGAAGAGGAAAUGAAACCCGCCAAUCCCUCCAAAUGAAAAGCAACAACAUUUCUAAGCACGCACCCAGAUAAUCAACACAUACGGGCAAAGAAUGUUUCAGAAAAGCCUUGAAUACGGUGACAGAAAUGUGGUGAGACUAGAGGGAAAUCAGACACAAAUGCCCUCAGCAGUGUGCCAAACCUUAAUUUUUCCUCUGGCUAACUGCAUAACAACUGACAUGAUUUGAUUUUCAAAUCAACUAAAUAUUAAACUGAAGUUAUUAUUUUAACUAUAUUAACUCUAGGAACCACUUUGCAGGCAAAGAUUUGACCCACAAAACUUCAGAACUAAAGGACUUCCACCGAAUGUGUCCCAUCAGUCAGCCUACUCUACUACUGAUGGAGAGUAAGACUUGUAUCGCUUAAUGUUUUCUGAGGCUCAGGAGGAUCUGAGUCUGACUGUAAACCGGAUGGUGUGGUUUCGAAGAUGAUUCGCUGACUGCGAUAAAGCCUGGUUCCAGACAUCUGAAUCACAACCCACAUCCCUCAUUUUGCAAUUUGAUGUUGUUUUUGCACUUAAAGCAGAUUCUCUCAAUUAGACAAACAGCUGACUGAUCAGACCUGAGCUUGAAACUACAAAUACCAUUAUCCUGACCUAGCUACCUUACAAGUAUCCAUUGAAGAUGGUGACAAGUGUGGACAAGUUUGACACUGCUGUGUAAUUCAGGGAAAUGUAUGAGCCUAGUUCCAUCAAAUUAACUCUGCUUAUUGAACCCGUUCUUGAUGCAAUCUAGCAGGUCGGCCCCUCGUUUCUACCAGCUUUUAGCAGAACCGUUGCAGUCGAGGAUCCUAGAUCAACGGAGGGGGUUGCAGGAUUACCUGUAGAACAUGACGCACCCACUUUGGUCACUUUUCAAAUAAAGCAAAACUGUUGUUGGCUCAGGUGUCUUCUCAGGUUCCCAACUAAUUUACGUUUCAACGGUUCAAUAUAAGACAUGCAAUCCGAAAUUUCCGAGUGCCUCCUCGCCUUCAGAACAGUUAAAAGGGGCAGUGGUUGAAAUCAUCACCUGUGAGAUGGGACUCCUCUUCAAGACCCUCAUACAUCACCCGCUGUCAUGAAGUCAUGAGUUCAAAAAGAACUCUCCUUCAUUACCUCGCCUCUAGCGGCACUUUAUAGGCUGAGAUUAGCAACCUGUGGUCCUAGUCUGCCAGUCUGCGCUCAAAUUAGAGGAGCGGUACCAAGUGCAGCAACCUCACUGCAGGACUUACACACCCCAUCGAUGCAACGUCGAAAUGCAGGACCGUCGUGUACAAAUCAGCAGUGGCAGUGUCAUGUUAGCUGGCUAGCUGGUCACCAAAACAUCAGCAGACUAGUAGAUUGUUUUACACUCGUUAUAAAGAAGGCAGCCAUGACACCGUGCCCUCUAUCCCAACAAGAAUCCAGACACUGAGGCGUGAACGUUGGAAAAAGGUGGGAUCGGGCCAUAAAGUCAGGAUAUCUCAGCACCUACAACUUCAAUUCGGACCAUUCUGAUACUAAUCUAUCUCUUGUGAGUCCCCAAACUUUCAGAAAGCACAGAGCUAAAUUGCCGGAGGACCCCUUUAAAAUCCCUCGAUGUAAAGCAGGUCAGUCUUUAUAAUGAGUACGUUUACACUUUGCCUUGUUUACGUGGAGAAACCGGCACAUUCAGAGCUCAAAACUUCGCGCAGCACUGCCAACUUCAGACUCUUCAGAUUUCUCUGCUGUCAUAUUUUCCCUCAAGAGCAAAGGCACAAAAUUCUUCCAGCAGAGACCUUCAUGAUGCAGCCCCCCCUCCCCACCCCCACCAAGUGUUUACCCCUCACACCCAGGAGGAGUUCUGGAGUGGGUGCGCCCUGCCAUGAUGUGCUCAUAGAGUCCACACUGUCCUGACGGUCCUGUGCACACCUAGUCCCUCCCCCUUUCUCUCUCACCCCCUCAGCCUACCUACCUCUCCCCCUCCCGUGCUCCCCUGUACUCUCCUCCUGCUCCUCUCCCAGGGCCAGUUACUCGUUUUGAAGUGACCACUCGAAGCAGUUUUUUUUUUUUGCCCGGGGACUCUUUCGCUCCAUCUGACGCUCAUCCAUUCGCAGCCAGCAUGGUCCACAGCAGCAGCAUCUGCAGAUUCCUCCUCCUGGUGCUCCUCGGCCUGAUGGUGGCCUUUGUACACACAGAGACGGUUUCAGACCCUGCCUCCACAGACAACCAGGACACAAUGUCCGGAGACCCCCCCAGUGACGUCACCACCAAAGACCCUUUCCAGGACAUGACGGAGCAGCCCUUCACCUACGAUUACGAGGACGCCACGCACUCCCAGGCCAUGGAUGAGGAGGAAGGGGUGCUGGGGCCGGGGGCCAUCACCGCCAUCGUUAUAGCCGUGUUCCUGGGAGCGUCCGUCCUCCUCGCCCUCAUCGUCAUCACGCUCAGGAAGUUCACCGCCUCCUAGAGCGACUACAUCUCAUCUUGUGUGUGUGUGUGUGUGUGUGUGUGUGUGUGUUUGUGCAUCAUGAGUGGGUCGACAGUUUCUCUUCCGCCUCCUAUCCGGCUCCAUGUCUUUUCUUGAGAGAUGAGUCGUGUCUUUUGCUUCGCUGUAGAUGCUAAGAAAUUGUGGCAGGUCCCUUUACUAUUUACAGACGUGCUCAUGUGAACUGACUGUUGCUCAGCGUGCCAACUUGUUGCUAAAGGUGUGAUGUUAGAAAACUGGCUGGCUCUUCCAGUGGAAAUCCGAGCAUGUUCGUGUCAUUUCACCAUUUUUCAAAGUCUUGCAUGCGUGCUCAGAACGGUUUGUAAUGACAGCGGGCUCUUUGUUUCCUGAGAGUUUGUUGUGAAGCAUCCUGCAUGUGUUUUUGUUCUUAUUUGUACACCAGGUGUUUUGUGCUUUCGUUAAUCUUGUGUCUCACUCACUUACUUCAACAAGAAAGAUAGUCGAGAUGGUUUGCUUUAGUCUUUCACAAGGAUUUCACCUUGUGCCAAAAUCAUUUCUAAAAUAUUCCCGCGGCGCCAACCCCGUGUACAAGUUCUGAAGUUUGUCUUGCACCAUUUACAAACAUUUGUAGAGUCAAAAUAAGAAGAAAACAUUCCGGAAAAAGGGCUUCUUCGAUGAAUGUAAACAGGCUAGUUUGGGUUUGUUUUUACCUGCAGAGCAAAUAGUUAGAGCGAGGACAAACGUGUGUUUGCGCUCAAGUGAGUGUUUGUAGUUCUUUGUUGUUGUUGUUUUAUUUGGAGGGGCUGGAAGUUAUUUUAGUAAGAUGAUUAUGUCUUGUUCUAUACCCCUCAGAGUUCCACAGUACUCAGCCGUACAUGUGACAUAAUGUCACUUCCCAAUUAUGUGUUCACGAUUGAAGUUGAAUAAAUACAAGAAAUCACAUGCCAAGUG
Molecule: messenger RNA, 3569 nt
Organism: Acanthopagrus latus (yellowfin seabream)
Lineage: Eukaryota; Metazoa; Chordata; Actinopteri; Spariformes; Sparidae
Gene: snorc
Product: secondary ossification center associated regulator of chondrocyte maturation
Exons: 3
Coding region: 2292-2639 (115 amino acids)
Biological process (GO): cartilage development
Source: RefSeq, a predicted model, not a curated record